Molecule: messenger RNA, 2838 nt
Organism: Clarias gariepinus (North African catfish)
Lineage: Eukaryota; Metazoa; Chordata; Actinopteri; Siluriformes; Clariidae
Gene: tlcd3a
Product: TLC domain containing 3A
Exons: 6
Coding region: 339-1166 (275 amino acids)
Biological process (GO): lipid homeostasis
Cellular component (GO): membrane; endoplasmic reticulum
Source: RefSeq, a predicted model, not a curated record
AGAGUUUCCAUUCAUUCAGAUAACGCCGCUUCUUGAGGACUUUUCCUCUUCGCUGCGGAGGAAAACAAGUUUCAUGUUGCAGCAGGAGAUACCGCAGCACGUGUUUAAGCCAAUCGCACGCCACUGGGACGUCAUUAUUUCCGUGCAAAACGCUAUGAUGUGUAAGGAAUUAUUCAAGUAAGCUUUCGAUGCGAACCAGUGUGUGAGUGCAUGUGUAUAAGUGUGUGUGUGUGUGUGUGUGAGAGAGAGAGAGAGAGAGAGAGAGAGAGAGAGCUUGCCACCUGUGGCUGAAUUUCACCCUGAGCAAUCGCACAAGUUUCCCCGGAGUUGGACUGAGGAUGUGGUGUGUGCUGCUGAGCGGCGUCGUGCUGUUUCCCGGCUUGUUUCUGGCCUUUAGGAAAACCCUGCCGCUCAUAUUCAGGCACUGGAGCGAUGCCGAUGUGGUGUUGGUCAGCGAGAGGCUGGUCUCCUCUGUUCACGCCAUCAUGGCCACCACGGCUGGAAUCAUCGUGGUGUCCUCAUGCAGAGAGAACGUGAUAACAAACAGGCAUUGGCUGGCCACUUCGUUUGUCCUCAGUUAUGGAGUGCCCUAUAUGGCAUAUGACCUCUUCGCCAUGUACCUGAGCCACUACUACCGCUUCCAGGUCCAAGGCCACAAGGAUUACAGAGGACACUCACUGAAGACAAUCAGCUCAUUUGUGAGGAAAGAGUUCCUCCUGGUCCUUCAUCACAUCGCACUCCUCACCAUUCUCCUGCCUAUUACACUGUUCUUCAGGAACGACCACGGUGAUUUCUUCAUCGGUUGCCUUUUCCUGACAGAAAUCAGCACACCUUUUGUUUCACUGGGCAAAAUCCUGAUUCAGGUCGGUCUGCAAAACUGCUGGCUGCACAAAGUGAACGGUUGCAUGGUGCUGUUAAGCUUCUUCCUUUGCCGCAUUGUUCUCUUCCCCUACAUGUACUGGGUCUACGGCGAUCACUACAGCCUCCCGCUCUAUGCCGUGCCUCUGCACAUCCCGCUCUACGCUAACUUGGGCAACAUGUGUAUCCUCGCGCCGCAAGUCUACUGGUUCAUCCUGCUCUGCCGAAAGGGCUACCGUCUUUACAUGCGCCAGCGCAGCACCAACAACCAGAACUCAACCUCAUCACCUCAUUCCAAGGCAGAAUAGAGGACGGAGAUCUGGUUUUGGUAAAGAUAAAAUCAACUGAACUAUGAAGAUAUGAAGCCUGUACCAGUGAAAUGGGGGAAAAGGUAUAGAAUGACACAACUGAGUCUUGACAUUUUUAUUUGUGCUUAAUUUGUGGUGGUUUGUUUUCCAACAUGGCUUUUGUUGUAAUCUUUGCAGUUGGAGACCAAAGAUUGCCAGGCACUUUACUGAACAAUAUCUAAUAAAUACAACUUGCCAGACUCGAAUUCUUUUAGUAUAUUAAGUGUUUUGUAUACGCUGAUCUUUUUGCACAGUGUUAAAAAUAAGAACUGGUAAAAGUUUUGUUUUGUUUUUUGGCGGGUGGGCUAUGUUAAUGUUAAAUCAUCUAGGUCAUUUUAUGUCACUGCUGUAGGGGGGGUGCAUUUAAGUCAAACCCUCACUUAAAAAAGAAAAAAAAAUUCACAUGAAUGAAGGCGUAAAACCGAUUGACGUUUACAGAAGAUUUUAAUCAGAAAACAGAGUGUGAGAAUUUUUAAAAGGUGCAAAUGAUGUAAAGAAGGAAGUAUGUCUGUUGAUAAUUCCAGCUUAGUGGGAUCAUGAUGCCAACUUUUGGAGGAGACGCAUCUGUCUGUGGGAACUGUACACACAAUUAUUCACUAACACCACUUGCAUGUUACAGAAGCUUGGCUAAAAAGUUAUUUUACAUUUAUGGCAUUGGGCGAUGCUCUUAUCCAGAGGGACUUGCAUUUUAUAUCAUUAUACCAGUGCUCAUUUUGUUAAGGGUAAAGGGCCUUCCUCAAGGGCCCAACAGCAGCAGCUUGGUGGUGCUGGGGUUUGAACCUGGGACCUUCUGAUCAGUAGUCCAAAUGCUUAACCACUUAUCUACCCCUGCGCCUAGAAUUUUCUGGGAUAAGUGCAUUUAUUUAGCACGGGAUUAUAUAGAGAAAAGGUAGUUUUUACUCUCAGCUCUCUUCUGUUUCAUCUGCAUUAGCAAAAACCCCUGGUUUGACUUGAACGCCCCUCCUAUGGUUAUAGAACUUACUUUCUCUGUUACUUAUGAGAAUCAGUAUUGAGGUUGAGGCAGGUCUAUAUUGUUCUGCACCAAGAUCCUGUGCCUUUUAAACAUCUCAUGAGGUUUAUACCCCACUCAGAACAGGUUUUAAACACUUAAUGACAUUUCACACCCAAGACAAAUAUAUUACCUGCUGUUUCGCUGGAGGCAAAACCUGAACUAAAAAUGGUUUUGCCAGAAUUUGUUUUACAUUUUAAUUAAGUCAGUGUCACCCUUAUGUUUAGUAUCUAUUCUUUUUUUACUUCACUAUAUGUAAAAGUGCUUAAUCAGCUCUGUAGCCAGUGGAUUUAUGGCUGAACCCAUUAGCAAUACCUGAAUGCAUCCUGCUGUACUUGAACUCGACAGCUUCUCAUCUGCGAAAUCCUUUGAUAUUUAUUGCAAUUUCUUUAAAUGCUAGAAACAUAUUUCUCUCAUCAUCGUUGUCCCAGUUCUGGAAAGACCUCUCAGAGAUGAUAAUUAUGUGAAAGUAAUGUGGAUUUAUAUUCUUUUUAUUUUCCUUUUAAUCUUAUAAUUAUAUUUAUGUUUAAGAUUUGAUAUAUAUAAUGAGCCUUUGAUUUGUUUGUAGUGUAACCUUUUAAAAAAUGUCACUUAAAAGUAAAUUGUCUACUGCAUACAACUAAC